GUCGACAUUAAAUCGUAACAAAUUCAUUAUCAUUGAAUUUGAAUUUCAUUUCACUCUUGCGCGGGCGAUGUCAAAUUCAAUCGAUUCGGCUGCAAACUUUAGGUUCUCAACGAGUGCAACGUUGAAGGACAGUCCAUAAAGCAUCCGAGUACCCCCUCGGGUUAAUGAAUCGAUUUGGCGACGGUUCUGUCUAUUCCCGACCUUCUCCACAUGCAUCCACGCUCGGCUCAGCGAUACCAGACGGUUUGGAUUGUAAUUUUGCCACAACGUCAUCCCACUCUCCAGAGCACCAGCCUCAUGGAUAAAGGUAACGUCGUGAGCUUGUCCUAUCGUUUCUUUCGGUCUCCUUUUUACUCUGUCAGUGGGUCUGUAUCCUGGGGGGUGUCUUGAUUGAUAAUAAGUAUGAUGUUUUUCGCGAAAUUGAAGAAACUCCUCCACGCUGGGCAAGACAAGGAACAAUCCAAGAAUGUCGUCUCAGCUCCUUCUGUCACACUUUCAGCGGUGAAACCUCGAUGGAAGUACGCUUCACUUAUCGCUCUGGCUACCGCAGCUCAAGGAGAUGACGCGGAGGUACUUUUCCCUAGAUUGUUCAUUCAAGCUGUCCGACCCAGACGUAUCCUGGUUGAACGGCCGAUCAGUCAUGGCGUUCUGGCCAAUUGGUUCCUUAUGAUGCUUGCCAAAGGAUGUCUUUGUAUCCCCGAAGUCAAUCACAUGCUUGGCAUCCAAUUUACUACCGCCGCCCCUCUUGGGACACAGCUGGCUGGCCAUGAACAUGCCGAUUCCUCUCAUGAUUCAUCACUCUCUCAAUCUACUGAUUCGAGCGACAGCACCUCCACUAUCGCCGUCUCUCCAACGUUGUCUGCAUCUGCGUUCUGCGACUCUUCGUUUGCGGGAUUUAGCAAUCCACCUCGAUCUCGCACACCAACUGACAUCAGGACUUCGUCACCUGCUAAUACCACUUUGGACCGAUUGUUCUUGCAAGACUUCACUAUCCAAAGUCAACUCGGUGCCGGUAACUUUGGAACUGUACAUUUGGCGAGACAUAAACCUUCUGGCAUCCUCACUGCCCUCAAAGUAGUCUCAAAGUCACCUAAGCCGACAACGAAAACAAUGGAGAAUACAUUUUCUUCAUCUAAAUUUGCGAACAAGACACGGGAUAAUUCUGGCAGUUGUGAAAACCCCACCAUGGCACAUAUUCUCGAGCAGUCUGAAACUCAACGCAGCGAAGCUCAGAACUUCCUUGGUGAGGAGUUUGAUGACGAGGGCGAGGACUCGUGUCGCGAUGAAGACGGAAGCGCUACGAGACGGGCAUCCGCCCUUGAAGAGUUCUUCGCUUCGAGACGGAUGGAAAGUGUUCAAGGAGUCGUGCAGUUGCUUGGCAGUUUUCAUGAUGAGAACAAUUUCUACUUUGUCAUGCCAUACUAUCCUGGUGGAGACUUGCAAUCCCUACUGGAAAGAGAUCAUCGUUUACCUCAUGAACAAGCACAACUGUAUACCGCUCAGCUCCUCCUUGGCAUCGAAGCCCUGCAUGACCGUGGCAUAGUCCACCGCGACCUCAAACCUGGAAAUAUCCUUAUCGACGACAAUGGCCACCUCAUCAUUGCAGACUUUGGCUUAGCCAAGUGCUUUGAAACCCAUAUGACGCCAUUCGAGAAAUCCGUCUACUCUGUUACCGACGACACUGAAAGCUACUUUGCAAUCGACCAAACCAUGAGGGCGUGUGGGACACCGGAUUAUGCUGCUCCUGAGAUCUAUCUACAGGAGUGGUAUUCGUAUCCGGUGGAUGUGUGGGCUAUAGGCGUGGUUACGUUCAGGAUGUUCGUUGGGAGGUCGCCUUGGGGUUCGUGUCUUUCCAUGGAAAGUCUUGCCACGGCCAUUGUGAGGCAGCGCAUGGAAGUGGAGAAUUGGGAACGAGGUGUAUUUGAGAUGCAUCAGGAGACUGAAUUGUUCUUCAAUGCAGCUCUCGACAAGGACCAGAUCACCAGGCCGACUGCAAGUGAUCUAAAGGCACACUCUCUGUUUGACGGAUUCGAUUGGGACAAGCUCUCUCGUCGCGAGAUUCUAGCACCCUGGGUUCCCAUGCCUUACAUGAAGAAACCCAACAUUGAGAUGGAGCCAAUUGAUGCUGGCGAUGCUUACGACUCUGAUGAUGAUCCUACGCCUUUCAUCAGCUAUACCUCUCCCAUCCUCGUUUCGGCUUCUCAAAGGGACUCCAACUAUCUCACUGAGCCCCCGAUAAUUGAAGAAAUUGUCUGCAUACAUCCAGCUCCGCCUACGUUGCAUCAAUGCCACACCAUGCUCGAACAGCUUCUCUCAGACUUCCCAGCUACGGACAACACGCUCGUAUCUUCGUCCGACCACCUCUCGCUCAAAUCUCCUGAUGCCGCCAGGAGUGCUAUGUCCAAUGCUGUUGUCUCUGUUUGCUCCUUUGCUCCCCCGCACGACGAUCCCACUCCGCUUACAAAGUUCAAGAGAUGGGCAAACCAGCUUUGGCAGUGGAAAACUCCUCAAAUGACUAUUGUCUGAUCUCUCGUGUGUUUUCAUGUCUCGCGUGUGGAAAGCUCCGGAAUCUCUCGCUAUUUUUCUAGUUCUUUGCUUCAACAUCACGCUCGAUCUGGCUUCUUUGAAUACCUGGACUCUGGUUUCUUGUCUGCAUACUAUGGAUUUUGGGGUGAAUAAAUACAUACUCUCGUCACGAACACUUAUUUUGUUGAAUGCCAAUACGCUUCCUGCCAUAUGUAAGACUAAUAUUUGUCACUGAUACGUAUACCGUACUUC
This is a messenger RNA of Somion occarium, 2778 nucleotides long. Lineage: Eukaryota; Fungi; Basidiomycota; Agaricomycetes; Polyporales; Cerrenaceae. The record is from the annotation of a GenBank genome assembly.